AUGGAUUCUGACUAUGUCCCCCCACCUCCAGCCUAUUCCGAACAAGAGUUCGAUCGGAAAAUUUCACAAGCAACAACCUUAUCUCUAGCCACGCCAGUUCCCAACGUCGACGCAGAUGGAUGGCAGCGAUACGAUCCUUAUGUGUUCCAAAACACCCCGACGUUGACUUCAGGUGCAACAACUUCGAAUACUCUGAAUGGUUCAGCUUCAUUUUCGCCUUCCAGAAACACUGUCUCUCUAUUUAACGACAAAUCGAGCUCCCAAAGUGACCAAUCUUCUGUCCGGUGUCUUCCUUCUGUUGUGCCGUUACGCAUUGAGAAGAAAACACAGUCACAAUACAGCUCAAAUGUUAAUAGAACCUUCUUAGAUUCUUCGCCCCAUUCCUGUCAUCCUCCCAGCAAGUCGAUUGCUUCUUCUACCAGCAAAGAUCCUUUCCCUCCCAAUGUGCUUUGUGAGGAAAUACCUGCCCAGAAAUUUACCAAUGUACCUGCCCACCCAACACAUUCAUCAUCAUAUGAGCGAACCUCUUAUACGUCAUCUGUCGUUUGUGGCCACCCGCAGGCACAUUCCGUGAACGACGAGGAUGCCUUUGAUCCUUAUCGCGAAUUUCAGAUUCCCCAACCACACCCACCUGCACGGCAAUCCUUACCCUCCAUACCAAGACCACAUAGCGCAGUUCCUCACCCAUCUAGUCACACACGGAGUCGUUCAGAAGCAGUUAAUUCACCCUCUACCCCACGUGUGCAAUUUGAUCCUUUGGUUGCGUAUGGAAAGGCCAAUUUGACACCAAUAACAGCUAUACAAGCAAUACACAGCAGCUUACCAUCUCCAAUCAGAUCAGAUGUACAGUAUGAUGCUUAUUCAUUCUACAACUCUUCUGUUUCCUCGAAAAUGGCUCCAAUACGUCCUUCUCAGGCAGAUAUACAGUACCAUGAAUCAUCAUAUGAACAAGCAAAUCGCCAAGUACCAAAUGCUCAUCAGUUUCACCAAUCUCAACCACCUUCCUGGCAAUCACCAUCAAGGCCUACUUCCCGCUAUCACAAUGUACCCAGUACACCUCGUUCUGUUGCUUCUUCAAACUCGAUUCGGUUUUCUCAGUACUCGACUGGCUCCUCGCGCGACAGUGUCCUCAGCACUCAAAGUGACCCAUACCACCUUCAGUGA
This is a messenger RNA of Psilocybe cubensis, 1164 nucleotides long. RefSeq lists its product as uncharacterized. The transcript has 3 exons. NCBI's taxonomy places the organism in Eukaryota, Fungi, Basidiomycota, Agaricomycetes, Agaricales, Agrocybaceae. Bases 1 to 1164 code for a protein of 387 amino acids. The record is from RefSeq and is a predicted model, not a curated record.